AUGUGUUUUGGGAAGAGGGAGGCGGGAACACGAAUUGAGGAGGUGCACGUGGUGGGUCACAGCCUGGGAUCUCACCUGGCCUCGUACAUCGGAUCUACGCUGAAGGACAUGGGGUGGGGGAACCUGGGUCGCAUCACGGGGCUUGAUCCGGCUGAGGUGCAUUUUGAAUACGCGGAUCCCCGCGUGAGACUGGAUCCGGAGGAUGCUCUCUUCGUGGAUGUCGUUCACACUGAUGCGUCUCCUCUCGCAAUAGGAGGUAAGAUGUGGAUCCUAAUCCUUCGAGUCUCGGCUAAAGGCAAUAUUGUGGAAAGACGUGGGCUAUUCCUCAUGACAGGUUUGGGGAUCGUCCAACCUUCGGGUCACGUGGAUUUCUAUCCCAAUUCAGGGGCUCGCAUGCCUGGUUGUGGUUUCUCUCUUCAAGAUUCCAUCGAGAGGAAGAAUGGUUCCACCGUCUACGGUAGGAAAUAUGAGACUUGA
Darwinula stevensoni is the source of this 477-nucleotide messenger RNA. The record is from the annotation of a GenBank genome assembly. Lineage: Eukaryota; Metazoa; Arthropoda; Ostracoda; Podocopida; Darwinulidae.